Messenger RNA from Postia placenta MAD-698-R-SB12, 6087 nucleotides. RefSeq lists its product as hypothetical. The record is from RefSeq and is a predicted model, not a curated record. Bases 1 to 6087 code for a protein of 2028 amino acids. The transcript has 10 exons. Lineage: Eukaryota; Fungi; Basidiomycota; Agaricomycetes; Polyporales; Adustoporiaceae.
AUGAAAGUCGAUUCUACCGACAUUCUGGGAGGACGCCUCCAAGUCUCUCCUCCUGGUCUUUCUUGGUCGCAAGUCUUCUUACGUGCGGGCGUGGCCGGAGGUUGCCUCUUUCUUGCGGUCGUCGCGCUCUACAUGCAGUGUCCCCCUGUGCGCAGGUGGGCCGAUGACAAGUAUCGCAGACGGAUGCGCCGCCGUUUUGGCGUUAGGGACAAGGACCGUCGCCCGUUCAGCGUAGCCUGGGCAUCUCAAAAACUGGAUGGUCAGGCAUCGGCACGUUUUGCUCACGGAGACCAGCCACAUGCACAGCCUAUGCCCCCCACAUUCCCUGUAGAAGAUCACAAUCUACGACACCGUGUCCCACAAGCCUCAGUCAAUCACAACGUGUUGAACGGAGUCUUGCCAUCUGCGCAUCUGUUCUCCGAGUAUCAGCACCAUAUUCCACCACCUGGUCCAUCAGCAUUCUCACAAGCAGUACCACCCGUUGUUUCCACUCAUCAGCACUCCCCUGGUACAAGUUCCAGCUCCUCGACGUUGAGUCAGGCUAGUCAUGUUCAAUCAGCGGCUCCGGUAUUUCAGCGUGGCGGCAAACAUGCGCGCGAAGAGGAGGCUGAUCCUGUAUUCGAGAAGAAGACGAGAUUAGCUGGGGACGGAACACAAGGAGGUCAGAGUGAUGGAGAGCAACAGUCCGGAGAUGAUAUGGAGGUUGAUGAGGAUGUCGAGGAAAGGCCGAAGCGCGGCGCGAAGCGGUCGGCCAAUUCUGAGGAUGAUGAGAAUGCUGAUGGGGCUCGUGGGGUAGGCAGAGAUAAGAGGGCACGCAAGGUCUCGUCGCAGAAGGCAGCUGUGCAGCCCGAUGUUGAGAUGGUCGAUGAAGAGGAUGGAUCUCCGAUGACUCCAGAGUUUGAGCCAUCUCGCAGAGGCAAGAAGCGCGAUAGAACUGAAGCGGAUUCGACCAUUGACGGUGAUGACUCCUUCGUGGAUGAAGCCGAUCUUGAAGAACGGCAGAUGUCUGGCAGGCGCAGAAAGAGGCGUACGAUGUCGAGGAGGUCAGCGGGUGUCGCAGCUCGUGGCCAGAAGCGCGGUCGUGAGGUCGACCCAGCAGACAGUGACGAAGAUGGCGACAGACCGAAGAAACGGGACAUGCGCAAGAAAGGCUCAUACUCCGGUGAUGCGGUCAUUGUUGCAGGCCGGCGUAUCGGCGGAGAAUGGGAAUCGAACGGUGUGCGCUUCAAGGUCGGUCCUAAUGGCCAGCGAUUGCGUCAGGCAACAGUCAAGAGACCGCGCUCCAAAUUCCCUAUGCCCAUUGAUUCACAGCACCCGGAUCGUGGAACGAGCAUUGAGGUUUACGUAGAGACUUGGCUGACCGAAGAAGAGUACAAGAUUGCUAAGGAGCGCCGUGAGUUCGCAUGGCAAGAUACGACGAGUGAGCCUACCACUCCGGUAGAUGUUUCCUAUACCAUGCUCAUUGUCCCACUUCAGGGAUUUUCGGCAGCAACAAACAAGGGCCUUUUGUGGCAACCCAGAACGCGGCAGGAUAGUUUACAGAGAGGGCCCUUCAGACAAUCGGUUGCAUCAAACCUUCGGAUUAACCCAGUGCCGUAUUCACCGGCUUCACCGGCGCCACCAGGUCCUAUUCGCCGUGUCGAUUCUACCGAAGGGCCCGCUGCUUUACCGUCUACACCGGAGAAUGCCAAGAGUCGCAGCACUCGUUCUUACUCUAAAUGGGAGAAACAGGAUAUUGAGGCACAGGCAAUGUCCAGGAUCAGAGUGAAGUCACAGUUCGACGCCCUUCCGGCUCCUGAAGCCAAGAAGGCAGAAAGUGCACCGUCCUGCCAAUCGAUCGCUCCUGCGGCACCGGCACCCACUUUCAGUUUUGCGAAGCCUGCAGAGAAGGAUGUACAACCGGGAACCGCGAAAGCGGUCGCAGCCCCUGCAUCCAUCGCGCCGCCAGCAUCCACACCUUCGACAACUGGUGGAACCUCGUUCUUGGGCGCGCCCAAGCCUCCUACUCCCGGCACGUUGGAGGCGCCCAAAACCUCCAAUUCACUCCAUUUCCCAGUUAUUGCUCCGGCGCCUGCAGCUCAAGCAAAGGCCCCCGCUCCCUCCACGUUUUCCUUUGCUACUGCGCCUACUGCUGCGACAUCCACAGGCUCGAUCCAACCGACGACGACAUCCGUUCAGGGCGCGCCAGCCAGCCAGAAUGCAGGCCCUGCAACUGGCACGACGCCUGCGACCUUCAGCUUUGCCAAGCCUGCAACGACCGCCCCAAGUGGUACGUCUGGCUUCAACCCCUUUGGCGCCAACUCGCAGACACCGUCGGCUCCGGCAGCAACAGACUCGACGCCCAAAUCGACCUUCUCAUUCGGGCCCUCAUCUGGUCAGAAGAGCACGGAGCAGGAGAAGUGGAAUCAGCCUGCCUCGUCGGGCGCCUCGGGUAACCCCUUGUUCAACAGACUAGGGAGCUUUGCACCUGCGACGAAUAAUGCACCGGCUACAACCAAUGCGCCGAGUGGCUCCUCGAACAAUGCCACGUUCUCAUUUGCCAAACCUGAUGCACCUGCGAAUUCUGGGACGCCCGCUGCUGGUGGAUUAUUUGCUACUCCGUCAAACGCUGGUAGCACAGCUCCCGCCUCGACCACUGGCACCUCGACCACUGCGCCCAAGUUCAACUUCGGGUUUUCGAAGCCUACGCCUUCGGCGAGCACGGAUGCCCCCGCACAAUCAGGUUCCACGACUACCACUACAGCUGCACCGAAGAGCCCAUUCGGCUUCACCGCUCCGCCGGCCGCAGCACCCUCGGGUUCGUCGUCUUCUCCGUCACCGUUCGGUUUCACACCCUCGCAACCAAGUUCGUCCAGCGCAUUUAGCACCAAUAACAAUGCGACUAUGACUGCUGCACAGCCUGCGAAUCCGACGAACACUGGGAAGUCUGCGUUUGGCUUUGGCCCCACAGGCAGUUCGACUACGCCGGCGUCAAAUCCCUUCGCAGCGCCUGCGGGCUCGUCGGGAAGCGGGUCCCUGUUUGGUGGAGCAGCUAACAACGCGCAGGCGAAGCCUGCGGACAGUCCCAAGCCACUCUUCAGCUUCACGCCCGGUGGGACAGGUUUCUCAGGUACUCCAUCGUUUGGAAGUAAUCAGGCAACGACGUCGACCCCAGCCGCUCCAACAAGUGCUCCCUCGUUCUCCUUCGCAACGCCUGCAUCAUCCGCACCUGCGAUGUCUGCUGGAUCCAGUAGCGCAGCGCCAAGUGGCAACACGAAUGCAACCCAGACUAAGCCUGCAUUUUCGUUCAAUUUUGACGGUGCUCCGUCAUCUUCGUCCUCUUCAAACCCGUUCGGUACGCAGCCCGCGACAUCGUCAGGAUCAUCAAACCCCAUGUCAGCGUUUGCUGCUCAGCCUGCUGCGCCGUCGACAUCGGGCCAAGCACCUGCGUUUGGGGCACAGCCAGCUGCUUCAAGUACCUUCGGUCAACAAUCGCAACUAGGUCCUGGUGGAUUCGGAUUCGGGAACAACUCUGGCGCCUUUUCGUCGUUCAAUUCAACGACCUCAAACCAGAAUCAAAAACAGGUGAUCUUGGCGGCAGCGUUCAUGCGUGAUGCGGCAACUUUGCAGAUGCAGAUGAUGUCCGACGAGAACUCUACGACACCACGACCACGGCCACCGGCCAAGGCCCGCAGGGCCUCUUCCCUUCAGUUCCCUAGCUUUCCUCCUCCUCCUUAUGCCCCGUCGUUGGAUCAAGUCGUGCUAGAUGUCGCUGGAGCUGGCCCGGGUUCCCCGGAUGACAUGCCGCUCCCUCUCCCAACUCAUGACGCGGAGGCAUGGGUCAACGAGAAGUCGAGAGAGGAGCUGUCUCAUCUCCUCUUGCAGGCCGACGGACUGAUCAAAUCACGCGAAUCAGAAUUGAGCGUGACAUCCGCGCUGUGCAAGACCUUAUUUAAUGACAAUAUCGCGCUGAAAAACAAGCACGAAACGCUGCUGGCUCGCCUGCCUACGUCUCCUGCACCCAGCGUGCCCGGUACGCCGAAUGUGCUAUCCCCACCAUACGACUCCGCCGCUCUCCCUCGUUCCCCCAACUACGACGAUGCACUCCUCCCUGCUCCCCGUUUCCGUCACCAGAGGCGGAUAUCAGUGACAACUUCCGACCUGACGCGUCUUGCGGAUCAGAAUGCAGAGUUGCUCGACAAGCUUGAAAGGCUCGAGGCAGAGUCACAGGAAGCAGAUCAGGCGGGGAGGCGUAAGCUCCGGAAGCUCGAGCGGGAGAUCCAAGGUUUACGUGAAGAGCUUGAGCAGACCCAAGAGAAAGAGGCGGAAUUGGAGGAGAAGGCAAGAACCGCUCUUCACGCUAGUGCAACAGAGUCGCAAAGGCGAAGGGAACGGGAAGAACGCGUUAGGGCCUUCAAAGGCGGGGUUGUACAGUCGACGGAGUCCGACGUGGAAAGCGAGGAGGUUAGAGACUUUGCCCCUCCCUCGGAGUUGGCGAGUUCUACGUCGCUCAGGAUCCCCCGAACGACCAAAUCUCCAGCGGACACAGAGGCUGAGGAUAUGGGUUUGGCUGGUAAUGCUGCCAUUUCGUCGUCCGACGGUGCACUAUCAUCGCGGGUUCACCUCUCAUCUACAAUUGCUCGAUCGCAGUCUGCAGCGGAAUCCGCGAUCGUUUCACAAUUGCUAGCCAAGAUCCACGAGCUAGAACAAACCAAUGCCGAGAUCAAGCAGGAACAGAGGGGUACAGAAGAACGCAUGCGCUCUGCUCAGUGGGAUGUCGAGAGUAUCAAACGUACGUACGACUUUCUCAACGACCAAACUGGGGUCGAGCUCGAGAUGGUCGACGAGGACGAUCCGGAAGAAAGCCCGACCCUUGGGAAACGGAUAGUAUCUGGCGGUACCAUCAAGUUCAGCAGUCUGCAGCGUUCCAUCCACCAGGAUCUCAGUGGGCUCCACACGGAAGAGCCAGACUCGUUUGCAAGUGGGAUUUCGCGUGACAUGCAAAGCACUGCCCGUAGCAUGUUGGACCAGCAGCGCCAUGCCGGCGGUCAUAGGCCCAGGAAAUCUGUCGUUGGCUUGUUCGAUUCUGAUUCAGACCCAGUAUCCGGCGAUACAUCAGCGGACGUCUCUCAUGCACCCUUGAAGUGGCCCACCACUCAUGGCCAGACCGCUGAUAGCGAGUCGGAGAUGGGUGAGAUGACAACCUGGUCGACCGCUGCUACGGACGGAUUGGCACCGCCUUCGCCUUUCAGCAGCAUGCUGCCCACGCCCGUCGAGGGGCCAGGGUUCGGCAGAACCCUGGGAAGCGAGCUGGGGAGCGAGUUUGGAGACGACUGGAGUGCGAACGCGCCCAAUCACCACCUGCGUAACACCAGCCUCUACAAUAUCUCCGGACUUGAUCUUUCCCGAGAGGCCUCCUUGUCUCCCGCUGUUAGCGAGCGGCCUUUGUUCGUCUUUCCAGUGCCAGAUGUAACCUCGCCUGGGACGUCUCCCGAAACCGGCAGCUGGGCUGCAGACCCGGAAGCUGGACCUUCGACUCCCCCUCGAGGCCUGCAGCUGACCGUGGAGCCCCCGACGCCUUCAUCCGCGGACAAGUUGGAGAAGCCUGGGUUGACGAGAGCAUAUCGAUUGUCCCAAACAAUGCGCUCGCGCACACACCGCUGGGUGGAGGGGCGAUUUUCGCCCGUGUCAUCCUCGGACCCUCCUCGACGGCGCGUUCCGAAGCCUGCAACUGUCAGACAGCGCUCAGGAAUGAGUUCGGCCGUUCUAACGAACGAUCCUCUCGAUCUGCAGAACGGCGAGGUUUCUACUUCGCCAUUCUUGCACGCACCUGCGGUUCGUGGCCCAGGUACAGAGUUCGAUGGAGACCCUAUGGACGAGGAAAGCACGGAAACAGAGCGCGUGGCCGUCCGGGUGCUACCAGGUGAGGUUCUGGGACCCGCUGAGAGACGGAGGCAAGGCCUCACGGGCCUCAUGCUGGAGGUGUGGUUGUGGCUGCAGUUCGUGCUCGUCAUUUUGGUCUUUUUAUGGGCGAUGGCGAAGCGGGGACCGAAGAGCGUCCUUGAUGAGGCAGAGCGGCGGCGUCAUACAAGAGGUGCAACUAUCUAG